Molecule: messenger RNA, 2208 nt
Organism: Miscanthus lutarioriparius
Lineage: Eukaryota; Viridiplantae; Streptophyta; Magnoliopsida; Poales; Poaceae
Source: the annotation of a GenBank genome assembly
AUGUCGUCGAGCAGGUUCUCGCCGGUGCUGCAGGCGUCCGAUCUCAACGACUUCAUCGCGCCUUCGCAGGACUGCAUCAUCUCCCUCAAUAAGAACACCUCCUCCUCCCGCCGCCUCCAGAACAAACAGAAAGAAACUACAGUGAGCUCAAAACCUCCAGAGGACGCAGUCAAAAUUUCACUAAAAGACUGUCUGGCAUGCAGUGGUUGUAUAACAUCCGCAGAGACGGUUAUGCUGGAGAAGCAAAGCUUGGGUGACUUCAUUGAUCGCAUAAACUCUGAUAAAGCUGUUAUUGUAUCUGUGUCUCCCCAGUCAAGAGCAUCACUAGCUGCAUUCUUCGGUCUUUCUCAGUCACAGGUUCUCAGAAAACUGACUGCUUUGUUGAAGUCGAUUGGCGUAAAGGCCGUUUUUGACACAAGCUCGAGUCGAGAUCUAUCUCUUAUUGAAGCAUGCAAUGAAUUUGUUUCACGUUAUCAGAAAAAUCAAUCAUCUAGUGGCCAAGAAGCUGGAGCCAAUCUUCCAAUGAUUUCAUCUGCAUGCCCGGGUUGGAUAUGCUAUGCUGAAAAGACUCUUGGUUCAUACAUCCUACCUUACAUCUCAUCUGUAAAGAGCCCACAACAGGCAAUUGGUGCAGCCAUUAAGCACCAUGUGGUUGAGAAACUUGGUCUAAAGCCGGAUGAUGUAUAUCAUGUCACUGUGAUGCCCUGCUACGACAAGAAGCUAGAGGCCGUCCGGGAUGAUUUCACUUUCUCAGUAGACGGUAAAGAAGUCACAGAGGUGGAUUCAGUACUGACAACUGGUGAAGUGUUAGACUUGAUACAGUCCAAAUCUAUCGAUUUCAAGACAGUAGAGGAAUCUUCAUUGGACAGAUUGUUAACAAAUGUUGAUGAGGAAGGCCAUCUAUAUGGGGUUUCUGGAGGUUCUGGGGGCUAUGCAGAAACGGUCUUUCGCUAUGCAGCACAUGUAAUUUACAAGAGAGAAAUAGAGGGUCCUCUUGACUUUAGAAUCUUGCGAAAUUCAGAUUUUCGUGAAAUUACAUUGGAGGUGGAGGGCAAACCUGUUUUGAAGUUUGCACUUUGUUAUGGAUUCAGGAACCUGCAGAAUAUUGUUAGGAAGAUUAAGAUGGGAAAAUGUGAAUACCACUUUAUUGAAGUUAUGGCGUGUCCUUCAGGUUGUCUGAACGGGGGAGGUCAGUUAAAGCCUGUUCAAGGCCAAUCUGCCAAGGAACUUAUUCAGCAAUUGGAGAGUGUGUACACACAAGAUAUAUCAAUAUCUGAUCCUUUCAAUAACCCUAUCGCGAAAAAACUAUAUGACGAAUGGCUGGGGCAACCUGGUUCAGAGAAUGCAAAGAAGUAUUUGCACACAGAAUAUCACCCAGUGGUGAAGAGUGUGGCCUCACAGUUACAGAACUGGUAUCUCUGUCCUUGUUGCUCUGCUGUUGGAGUCCCGGUGGCCGGUGAGGGAUGGAGUUUGGCGUUGACCUGCAUUGGAAGAGACCAUACUAAGAGGGUGGUCAACCUCAAAUUUGAUGUCCUGAAUGGACGCAUUGAAGACCUCUACGACAUGCUGAAGGUGGCCCUUUGGGAAGCUCAACCUCAAACUUUUCAAUUGGGCGUGGAGGGGCACCUUGUACUCGCCCCACAACGCCGAAACAAGAAAUCGCCGUCCGACCCCAUGAUUCAUCUCCAACUUACCGGCGAGUACGAAGAUGAGGCGACCAUCUUCAUAACCGUGGACGACCUCUCCAUAUGUGGAUUUGCAAAUAAAACAGUUGACAAGUUCAUUUUAGAAGGACAAAACAAUUUCUUUCCCGAUGGCGAACAUAUACUCAGUUUUGGUAGGGAGUACUCUGAGCUGAUCCGUGGUGGCAUUGGUCGGCUACACACCGUACCUCUGGGAAGGCGAUCAAUGCUCCACGGGUUGCAUGCCCUGUCCUGGCACAAUCCGGAGGUGGGAGAUCUGGAGAUUGUCAACAGCCAGGCAAAGCUUGGAGUCUGCAGGUUUGCAAUGAUGGUGAGUGAGUCACUCAGGCUCACCCCCAUCCGAGACUCCUUCGCUCCAUUGUUUGAUCUAGAGAACUUUGCCUCUCCCGAGGACUGCGAACUCGUGCAAAGUUGGGGUGACAUUUCGAAAGAGCUGCUGAAAUGGAAGGCUUUUCAUUCCUGGGAUGCUGUGAACAAAAAAGCUGAGAAAGAUCAACAUCUGUGA